AUAUACAUGUAUAUCAAACUAAAUGAGUAUACAUGAGGUUAGUACUCCAUAGUCUACUGGCACCGUUUUUUUCCCCCCCGUUUAACUUGGUGAGACUUGAGCGGACUAUUUUACGUUUGAAGGAGCCCAGGAGGAUACAUUUGUCAUCACAGCUCAAGAUGCAGCAAACGCGCUUCCAGCAAACUUUUACUCCCUAACCGACCACUGUGGACAUCCAGACGAGGAACUGCGGGGAUCCAUUAAACUCAGUUAAUAAAACAAGAGAAGGCCAUCACUCUGAUCCAUAAAGGACGAAAAGAGGCAGCUAUACCCUGACACCCAGAAUUCAAAGAUAUCCACAACCAUGAAUCUCCGGUGCAAAGUGAAUCUCAACACAUUAGUUUUUCUGCUGAUUCUUCAGGGGGCAACAGUGGUCAUUUUCUAUGGCUGGUAUGUUCAGCUCAGACCCUGUGAGUCUGGAACUCCCACUCGGAAAGUUCAUGUUCUGGUGCUGUCGUCAUGGCGAUCGGGCUCAUCCUUCAUGGGUCAGGUAUUCAGUCAGCACCCGUCUGUCUUCUAUCUCAUGGAGCCUGCUUGGCAUGUGUGGUUCACAUCAAAGGAACCUACUGCACGACUGCUUCGGAUGGCUGUGAGGGAUGUAAUGCGGAGUAUAUUCCAGUGUGACUUCUCAGUAAUGGAUUCCUACCUGCCAGAACAACACAAUGUGUCCUUUUUGUUCAUGUGGAGUCACAGUCGAGCACUGUGUUCCCCGCCUGCCUGUCCUCUCACACCACGCAACCAGAUGAGCAGUGAACCCCAGUGCUUCCAGAAAUGUGAUGCUCGAGGCCUGCAGAAGGUGGAAGAGGCCUGUGGCACGUACAGUCACGUGGUGUUAAAAGAAGUGCGAUUUUUGGAGCUGGAAUCCCUUUACCCUCUUUUGCAGGACCCAAACAUGGAUCUCCGCAUCAUCCAUCUGGUCCGAGACCCCCGGGCCGUGCUGAAGUCCAGAGAGGAGUCAGCCAAAUCUUUUGAGAGAGAUGACAGUAUUGUUUUGGGGCAGAGAAAGGUGCCAGCUGCUGAGGUGCAGUAUCAGGUCAUGCAGGAGAUCUGCCGCAGCCAUGUACGCAUUAAUGAGAGGGCUGUACUGAAGCCCCCUCCAUUUCUGAAAGGACGCUACAAACUAGUUCGCUAUGAGGAUGUGGCACGCAACCCACUUAAGGAGGUUAAUGACAUUUAUGAGUUUGUAGGUUUAGGGAUGACCCCACAACUGGAGGACUGGAUCUACACAGUCACACAUGGAAAUGGUAAAGGUUCUAGAAAAGAGGCUUUUCAAAUUACCUCUCGAAAUGCUACAAACGUCUCCCAGGCUUGGCGCACCAUGCUGCCUUACAGCAAGGUCAAACGUGUUCAGGAAGUGUGUAAAGGAGCCAUGUCACUGCUGGGCUACAAGACAGUUAAUGGCGAAAAAGAGCAGAAGAGACUUGACAUUGAUCUGCUGGUUCCUCAAGAACCAUAUCAGUUCAGCUGGGUAUCAACAAAAAAAGAGCAUAAAAGUAAAAGAUAAAAGAUUAAACGAAAACUUAUCAGCAACUGACUACAGAGGACUGAAUUCUGUACCUGAUCCUGUGGGUGUCACAGACUGAACCUCUUUAUAAAUAGAGGAAACACUGACAAUGUUCAAUGUAAAAGUAUUGAUCUGUGAGGAGGAUUAAACAUGUUACACAGUUAGUGAGGGGACAAUAUUCAAAUGAAAAGUGAGAGCUCUGUAGUACUGUCAGACAGUACAGUUUGUGUUUUCAUAUCAUAAUCAAAAAGUAGAAAAAUCUGAUACCAAGGACAGUUUUCCUAACAUGACUGCAGGUUCCCUGCAGACACUUUAUAAAUGGAUCAAGUUUACAGAAAAUAUUCUACCAUUAGAGCACUUUCAAUAAGAUUUUAAGAUCAAUUUAAAAUAUCUGUAAACUGGCUUCAGUCUAAAUCUGCACACAGAAUCCUACGAGAGACACAAGAAUGUUUACAGAUAAUUACUAAGUUGGGAGAGCUCAUCACAGAUGAUCUGUAUCAUGUGUGUGUCUUUCUUCAGUGACUUUUCAUUGAAUUUCUGCUCAGUUUAGUUUAGCUUACGUUGCGUUUUGCUGCUCGUUUUGCACUUUGCAGACUUUCUGGUAGCUGGGACGCAUGACAGGUACAAUUUUUUAAGCUGUGUUGAGACCUCUUUUGACUCCACAAUAUUUAAGCUGGGCAUCGGGCCAGUGGCUCCUGAAGGUCUGAUGAUUCUCCUACAAGGCAGGAGCUUCACAGUGAGAAGGAUCCCCGGUUCGACUCCCUGGUCCGGCAGGAUCUUUCUGUGUGGAGCUGCAUGUUCUCCCCGUGCUUGCGUGGGUUUCCUCCGGGUACUCCGGCCUCCUCCCACAGUCCAAAAACAUGCGUACUAGCUUAAUGCUAGUGUGAGUGUGAGUGUGUCUGGUUGUCUGUUUAUCCAUGUGGCCCUGCCAUGGACUGGUGACCUGUCCAGGGUGAACCCCUGUAAUGAGCUGGGAUAGACUCCAGCAGACCCUCGUGACCCUGCAAAGGAUAAACGGGUUUAGAAAAUGGAUAGAUGGAUGUUGUGCCUCUUGUUCUGGGAUGGUCAGGAAACACAUUGUUAGCAUCCAAAUAAUUGGACCCCCUACCCUUUCUGCAGCAGCUCCUUUGAGUUUAUUUCCUGCCACCUUGAGUACUUUUCUGUCCAUUAGUACUCAAUAAGUUUUUAUGUAAAUAUUUUAGCAUGGUGACUAAACUAGAGAAGGAAACAGAGUUUGACAUAUACUACAUAGGCUAUACUACUUUAUUUUCUUGAUAAAUAAAGAAGCAAUGAACUGCUUAAUUCUGUACUGAUCAUGUUUUUUAGAGUGAAAUAAUUAAAAUAUGAAUCAUAAUUCUCUUUAAAUUUUAAAUUUGAUUCUCACAUAAUGAAUUAUCCACAGUCCACAGUUCAUUUACAAACUUAAAUAAACGCUUCAGGGGAAAACAUGCAAUCCUGCAGUUUCAAAAGAAACAGAUAAGAGGAAUUAACAUGAGGAACUACAAACAGAAAUUAGCUAUAUAAAACAGUCUGACCUCAUCGGCCCCUGCAUUCAACGGCGAGCUAUCGCAGCUUCCUAAUCUGUCCCGUCAUACACCGUUUCCCAUAAGGCUGGCACAAUAAAAGUUGUAUUCCAACUUUAUGGGCAACCGUGUUCACUUCACGUUUUCAUGAUUCCCUACAUUUGAGUGGGAGACUGCAGAAUACUGAAGGGUUAGCAGGACAUGAAUAAUCCCACAUUAGGACGCUGCAGAAUGGGGUUAAUGCCUUUUUACAAAUAAUUUUCGUGGUUGAGAACAUGUUGCGUAGUGUGUAUGGUGUAUGUGUAAUCAGAAGAGAAAGCGCUGUAGAGCGAGAAUGAAAGAGAAACACAGGAAAUAGAGGGUGUAGACACUACAAAGCAGUGAGGUGCUACAUGCUGUCAUGGUUAAUUCAAUUGUCUUUUAAGACCCAUCCUCACCAAUAAAAACUAGAACAAUAGUAAGCUUCAGACACCUCAGCAGUGCCAGGUGUCUUAAUAAAAUGUCUGUUUAAUUGACCAUAGCUUGAACUGAAAACUCCAUUUAGGGAGGUGUGUUUGUACAAUAUCGAGUGUUUUAACACAGAAGAGGGAGUCAGAAAUAUCAAAUGACAUUAAUGAAGUAUGUAAUUUCUAUGAAGGAUAAUGUAGAAUAAGAAAGAAAUCAGUUUUGGAGCUGUCCAUCUUUCACCACAGAAUUUGAUCCUGGAUGUAUGCUGAUUGGCUGUCAGUUUUUCAAUCAUCCAUUGAGUCUUUCCAAAAGGGAUCCCACUGAUGUUGUUUGCCACCUUUGUUGUUUUCAUACUCUCAACUCCACCAUCAAGUUUAACUGGAAUAAUAACCACAGCUACCUUUCUAUAGUUAAUGUUAUACUUUUUAUUCUACAGUUCAGGGCGGCCCUUUGCUGCUGUGUCAAGCAUCUUGACUAUAAUGUCGCCCUCGUAUAUCGCAGAGUCGCCUGCUCAGUCUUUAGAAAUAUUCUCAACAAUAUGACUUGGCAGUUCAUGAGAGAAAUUAAACGAUAUAAUUGGUUUAGUUCAAUUCAUUCUAUUUAUUACCAAAAUGUAUAACCAAAGGGUGAAUUUGUGAAACUCACUAUUCAAGUUUCUUCAAAAGGUCAUUUUAGAUGGUUGUAGCUGUGGGUGGGAAGGAUCUCCUGUGGUGGUUGAAGACAGAAGACACUGUUGUUGAAUCACUGUUGUGAAGACGAUGUCCAGUGUUGACCAUUAUGUUUUUCAUUUUAUGAAGCAUCUUUCUUUGUAUUUUGGGGUUCUAGAACAGAUCUACACUAAUGGACCCUUAUUGUUGUACAUCUCACUACAAGAUACCGUAUGAGGCUAUAUUUGUCCUUUUCCUUUGUUCACUUAUCAACAUGGUUCUCCUGAGGGAUUUAAACUAAACAUUACUAAACAAUACUUCAGCCGCAGGACAAACUUAAAAACAUAGCUACAUUUAUACGUUAAUGUCAUGAAUUAUUUAUGAAUCAAAAGACAAUGAAAUUAUUGUGUUUUUUUUUCCUAUUGAGUUAUUAACAUGAAGUUUAAACUGCUUUUAUUAGAAUGUCUCCCUUCCUUUACUGUGAAAAAUCUAAGACACACAGCUGUAAUUUUUAAAUAUUGUCAGAGCUUUUUUUUUAAUUUGUGGGAAGAAUUGGUAAAAAAAACUACAUGGUACUUAUUAUAGCAAUAAAUAAGCAUUCAUAUAUAUUAUUUUUCUGUCUAAACUGGCAUUGCUGGGUUUCUCUUGAGAUGUUAUUGCCAUUUGGGCGCCACCUCCUGGCUGAGUCUUUCUCAAACGAUUUAAUUUAUUGUAGAAGUAUCUGUCUUCAUACCAAAGUUGAUGAAGCAACAUUUGUUGGAAAAGGGACUGAAUUGAUUCUUUUAGUUUUGUAUCCCAUCAUGAUUAAAUUAUUAAAAUAAA
Cololabis saira (Pacific saury) is the source of this 4982-nucleotide messenger RNA. Its product is annotated as carbohydrate sulfotransferase 6-like. The transcript has 2 exons. The record is from RefSeq and is a predicted model, not a curated record. The coding region runs from base 344 to 1543 and encodes 399 amino acids. Gene Ontology annotation, molecular function: N-acetylglucosamine 6-O-sulfotransferase activity. Gene Ontology annotation, biological process: sulfur compound metabolic process; carbohydrate metabolic process; N-acetylglucosamine metabolic process. Lineage: Eukaryota; Metazoa; Chordata; Actinopteri; Beloniformes; Belonidae. Gene Ontology annotation, cellular component: Golgi membrane.